UUGCUUAAGCAUCUCUGAACUGGGUGUAUAGGGCGAAUAGAGAUGGGAAAAUGCAGUGAAAAUAUGUAAUUCAGCGCAUUUUCAAUGUUUUAACAAUUGCGAUGAGGGAAAGAAAGAGUGAGAGGGUGGAUUUUCUCUUGUACUGCUGCGGAGUACGGGCGGUUAUUUUGAGAGAAAUGCGGAGUCUUUUCCCCCAUAGGUGUUAACGCAGAAAAUACAAGAUGAAGAAGCAGUUCAAUCGAAUGCGACAGCUCGCCAACCAAACGGUGGGCAGGGCAGAAAAAACUGAAGUGUUAAGCGACGAUCUUCUGCAGGUGGAGAAGCGGUUGGACCUGGUCAAACAGGUGACCCACAGCACUCACAAAAAGCUGACCGCCUGCCUGCAGGGCCAGCAAGGUGCCGACGAGAGAGAGAAGAAAUCAGUCAAGUCUCCCUCGAAAAAGCUACCACUAACCAUCCUGGCACAAUGCAUGGUAGAGGGAGCUGCUGUGCUGGGAGAUGACUCUCUACUAGGGAAGAUGCUGAACCUGUGUGGGGAGACAGAGGAGAAGCUGGCCCAGGAACUAAUUCAGUUUGAGUUCCAGAUAGAGAAGGAUGUGGUGGAGCCUCUCUAUGAGCUGGCUGAGGUGGACAUCCCCAACAUCCAGAAACAGAGGAAACAUUUAGCCAAGCUGGUCCUGGACAUGGACUCAGCCCGCACACGGUUUCACCAGUCGUCCAAGUCCUCCAGUCACCCUAGCAACCUGCAGGCGGGCGGGGCCAAGGGGGAGGCCCUCAGAGAGGAGAUGGAGGAGGCAGCCAAUAGGAUGGAGAUCUGCAGAGAUCAACUAUCAGCAGAUAUGUAUAAUUUUGUGGCCAAAGAAAUAGACUAUGCAAACUACUUUCAGACGCUCAUAGAGAUCCAGGCAGAAUAUCACAGGAAGUCUCUAGAGAUCCUCCAGAGUGUCUUGCCCACCAUUAAAGCUCACCAGGAGGCGUGGGUGGAGAAGCCGUCGUAUGGCAAGGCCUUGGAGGAACACCUGUCCAUCAGCAGUAGAGAGAUCGCCUUCCCCAUCGAAGCCUGUGUCACUAUGCUGCUGGAGUGUGGCAUGCAGGAGGAGGGUCUGUUCAGAGUGGCCCCCUCGGCCUCCAAGCUGAAGAAGCUGAAGGCCUCCCUGGACUGUGGUGUUAUGGACGUACAGGAGUAUUCAGCUGACCCUCACGCCAUCGCAGGGGCUCUGAAAUCAUACCUCCGUGAGCUUCCAGAGCCACUGAUGACCAGUGAACUUUACGAGGACUGGAUUCAGGCGUCAAAUAUUCAGGAUAUGGACAAGAGACUACAAGCUCUGCUGGCGGCAUGUGAAAAACUACCAACUGACAACUUCAACAAUUUCAGAUACUUAAUUAAGUUCCUAGCCAAGCUAGGAGAGUAUCAGGACUCCAACAAGAUGACUCCUGGUAACAUGGCUAUAGUUCUGGGUCCCAACCUGCUAUGGACGCACUCCAACGAGAGUGGGAACAUGACCGAGAUGAUGACCACAGUAUCUCUUCAGAUAGUGGGGAUCAUAGAACCCAUCAUACAGCACGCUGACUGGUUCUUCCCUGGAGAGAUUGAGUUUAAUCUGACAGGCUGCUACGGCAGUCCCAUCCACGCCAACCACAACUCUAACUACAGCUCCAUGCCUUCGCCAGACAUGGACCAAUCGGAACGCAAGCUGUCGCACGACCAGGGCAGACGCCCACUCAGCGUUGCCACUGACAACAUGAUGCUGGAAUUCUACAAGAAGGAUGGCAGCAUAAGGAAAAUACAAAGUAUGGGUGUCCGGGUGAUGGACACGUCCUGGGUGUCUCGUAAGGGUUCGUCCACCCUGGCCCGUAAGGCCUCGUCCACCCCUCCCAGCGUCCAGGGUCCUGGCUCCCCUGCUGACCACUCCCUCAUCCUGGAGCAGCCUGGAGAGCUGGCCCAGUCCCCCUCACCCCCUCCUCCACCUGGGGAAAGGGACCGGAUCGGUACACUAAGGAGUAAGGAGAGCUCUCCAGUGAUUGGUCACAAGGGGGUGCAGGUGGCAGGUCCGAUGGUGCCCCCUGGUGUUGGCCAGCAGAGCUGCAGCCAGUCGCCCCACUCCACAGAACACAGCCCACACACCCUGCGCAAAGGCUCUAAGAAGCUGGCCCCUGUCCCUCCAAAGGUUCCAGCUGGAUACGGCCAGUCGGGUGGUUCUGGUGGGAUUUCGGACCAGUCCACAGGUCAGCCGUCACCGGUCAGCCUGUCCCCCACCCCUCCCAGCACCCCCUCCCCCUAUGGACUGGCCGGUCCCCCACAGGCCCCUGGAGGACUAGGGGCCUCCUCCCCCGGUCAGACCCCUCUCUGUGGCUCCCUGGGGUCCCUGGGGUCCCUGUCCUCCCCCCCUUCUCUGACCGGCACGCUGGGCAAGUCUCGGCCCACCCCUAAGCCCCGCCAGAGGCCCAGCCUGCCCCCUCCUCAGCCGCCCACCGUCCCUCCGCCGGGGGCCACCCCUGUUGGCCCUGGGCCCCUGGAGCAGGGCAUCCUGGACAGACUGUCCCCCGGGGAGAGCAUGUCCACAGAUUACUUCAAUUAUGAAAUCCCCUCCAUCAAUGUGAACCUGGACAGCCUCAUCGAUGAGUUCAGCGGUGCUGCCCCCUGCAGGCGCUAUGGAGCGGUGACAUACUCUCCUCCCCCAGGGGGAGACGAUAACCCCGACCACGACCCCUACGCCGUGCCUGAGGAGGACGAACCCCAGGACACCACCUUAUGACAUAAUUACCCUGAGACAGCCCUAUGAUGUGACAUCAUCAGAGCUCGCCCAAAACUCGGACGUGCCCCGGGAAGGCAAGGCAAGGCUGGCACCAUGGCGCUCCAACAUACAGCUAGCUAGCUGUACACACUGUAAGACUGUAACGCUCGCUCACACCGCACUGCCACGAUGCUCCCAGACAAAACAAACAAACACACAAACAACAUGGCUUGUUCUUCUACACCGCAAUGCUCACCUGACCUUUCACCUGGAACUCCAGAACUGAACCCC
Messenger RNA from Coregonus clupeaformis (lake whitefish), 3026 nucleotides. Its product is annotated as rho GTPase-activating protein 44-like. The record is from RefSeq and is a predicted model, not a curated record. The coding region runs from base 222 to 2756 and encodes 844 amino acids. The transcript has 21 exons. Gene Ontology annotation, biological process: neurotransmitter receptor transport, endosome to postsynaptic membrane; regulation of dendritic spine morphogenesis; regulation of actin cytoskeleton organization. Gene Ontology annotation, molecular function: protein binding; GTPase activator activity. NCBI's taxonomy places the organism in Eukaryota, Metazoa, Chordata, Actinopteri, Salmoniformes, Salmonidae. Gene Ontology annotation, cellular component: cytoplasm; postsynaptic density; intracellular anatomical structure.